Paramecium octaurelia is the source of this 1591-nucleotide messenger RNA. The record is from the annotation of a GenBank genome assembly. Lineage: Eukaryota; Ciliophora; Oligohymenophorea; Peniculida; Parameciidae.
AUGAUGAAUCGUUACUCCUUAUUUUUUAAAGAUAAUCACUUAGAAGACUAAUAUUAAAAAUAUUUGCUGGAGAUAAAUAGAAAACCUCUUUUAAAAAGAUUGGUAAUCUCCACAACUAUAGUUGAAAUCUCAGACCUAUUACAAAUUAUUGCUUCAGGCAAAUACGAGCUAUUAACUUUGAAUUAUGUAGUUGUGCAUUACUUAUUUGAAAUUAUUCUGAAUUUACUCCUAAUCCUAACAUUUAGAUAUUAUCCUAAAUAUAUAAGGAAAGGCCUUUUUUUAUAUAAUCAUUUUUUUGCCACAGCUUUUGUAGUAAUGGAAUAUGAGGAAGCCAUGUAUUCAAUAAAUUAUUAAAAGAUAAUCUAAUUAGGUAUAAUAGGAUCAUAAUUUAUAAUAAUUUUGUCUUCUGACUUUAUCGAAGCUGCCUACUAAGCAAGUAUUUUCCCUUCAAUAUACUUAUUUAUGUGGUCAUAAAAGCAGGAAUAGAUUUAUUAUGCUGGCAUAAUUGCAGUCAUAUUAUCAGCAUUGGUCUUGUUAUAAUGCUUAUAUGAUCAUUAAGUUGCAUCAAGAUCACGAUUUUAAUUAGGUUAUAUUGAUAAUCAAUGGGAAAACAUAUUUACUUAAUUAAUAGGCGAGUAAUAUUUGAUAUUUUAUUUUGAUAAUGCAACAUUCAGUUUUUAAUUGUCUAAUUCUAAAAAUUACAUUUACAAAAUUGAUACAACAUAAUAGUUAAAAAUCUAUUUGAGGGCAAUCAAAUUAAGUAAAAAAUAAAAUUUUGAAUAAUAUUGUUUUGAACAGAUUUAAAAUCAUAAAACCUUUUCCAAAGAUGAUCUUAAAUAGAAUCUUACAAUUCUAUUUUAAGGUAAAACUCAAAUUAUUCAAUAUUCGAUUUUUUAUAGUAUUCGUCCUCUUAUACUUUUAUAAGUUAUUUCAAAAGAUAAGUAUAUCAAUGAGACAGAAAGAUAAAUUGACAAAAAGAUAAAUUUGGAUUCAAAUUAUUAAUUUAAAUAUAAAAAGUUUAUUUAUUUGUUAUACUAACCUCUUAAAAAGAAGUUUAAAGAUAUAUCUGCAUCCCUUAAUUGUUUAUCAAAAGUUAGAAAAAUUUGUCUCUAUGCAAAUUUAUAAGAAUAUAUCACCCCUCAUAGCAUUUUAUCAGUAUAAAUUUUCAAAUUGGAUUACUUAUUCCAAAAAAUAAAUUUUAUAUACUCAGAUUAUGAUAUAGAAAUUGAUAAUAAAAUCAAUUUAAUUACAAACAAUAAAGAACUGUUAUUAAUGCUAUUCAUAGAGAUAAUAGAAAAAACAAUAUCAAAGCAUUUGAAGAUAUCUACAUUAUUUUUAUAAAACUAUUAAAUUUUAAUCAAAUUUACCUGCUAUUAUUCUAAAAAGUCCUUAGAUUAGUUAAUGCAUAGAGUAAAUCUGUACUCAAAUUUUGUUGAUAGCAUAAAGUUUGAAGAUCAAUGUAUAAUAAAAAAUUAUAUUAGUUAUCGGGCUCUUAAUUCGAAACGUAUAAUUAGAUAUAGGAAAUAAUAUUUCUUUGCUUCCAUCCAAUAAAAACUAGUUAUUUUAAAAUUUACUAAAUACUGAUAGAUGA